This is a messenger RNA of Erythranthe guttata (spotted monkey flower), 964 nucleotides long. NCBI's taxonomy places the organism in Eukaryota, Viridiplantae, Streptophyta, Magnoliopsida, Lamiales, Phrymaceae. The record is from RefSeq and is a predicted model, not a curated record.
UGCCACUAGCGGAAAAUAUGAAAGAAAAAAACAAUAUUCGCUAAAUCUCGCAACUGUAGUCAUAUUCUGGAACUAACAAUGCCGUUUCAUUUCUGAAACCCGUUGUUUUUUUUAAUUAUCACCAUAUUAUGUGACUUCAAAUAUUUAUGGGGAUAUUUUGGCAUUUAUGUGUGAUACGUCGGUAUCGAUAAAUAUGUAUUUAUUACCUUUUUUUUUGCAAGAUUUGAUUUAUGUUUGUGUAUAUAGAAAACGGAGAAGACAUACAAGUAUUGCGGUACGAACCUGGACAGAAAUAUGACCCUCAUUACGACUAUUUCACGGAUAAGGUUAAUGUAGUUCGUGGUGGACAUCGGAUAGCCACUGUCCUAAUGUAUCUUACAGAUGUCAAAAAAGGAGGGGAAACUGUGUUCCCUAAGGCAGAGGAGUCGUCUCGUCGUAAGUCUGUUUCAGCAGAGAAAGAUUUGUCGGAGUGUGGAAAACAAGGUCCUGCAGUGAAGCCACGAAAAGGAGACGCACUUCUAUUCUACAGUCUUCAUCCAGACGCAGUCCCGGAUACAUUGAGCUUGCACGCGGGUUGCCCCGUGGAUGAAGGUGAAAAAUGGUCCGCUACAAAGUGGAUCCACGUGGAUUCAUUCGAUAAAGUUAUUGGAGGAGGCGGUGGUGAAAGUUGCUCGGAUAUCGAAGAACACAAUUGCGAAAGAUGGGCUUCGCUCGGAGAAUGCACGAAGAAUCCGGAGUAUAUGAUUGGUUCUUCGGAUCUUCCAGGUUACUGCAGAAAGAGUUGCAAGGUAUGUUGAAACACUUAUUACACUUUUGUUGAAUCAUUAGUUUCUCUUGGAUAAUUUUUUUAUUUUUAUUUUUCCACAUUGUGAUUUUGUUGUUGUAUUAUUGUUCUUACUUACAAAAUUUUGUAAUCCUGGUAAAUUAUUGGUGUCUAAUGUAUCCUUUUUCUUUGACAAAACCA